AUGGAGCAACUGACACCUCUCCCACAGCUGGGGGACCCCAGAGCCAUGGAGCCGUGGGCCCUGCCCGCCUGGCAGAACUGGACUCCAGGCCAGGGGAGCGAACCCGGAGGCGCAGCCCCAAGCAUUGCUGAGAUCCCGGCAGCUGGGCAGGUUGGAGAGCUGAGGCCCGGGGAGAGUGCCGUGUCCUGUCCUUUCCCAUGCCAGGGCAAGCUGAGCAUGGGCUUUGGGGACAGGCCCAAUCUGGAGCUGCUGAGGGCCCUGGGGGAGCUGCAGCAGCGCUGUGCCAUCCUUAAGGAGGAAAAUCAGAUGCUGAGGAAGAGCAGCUUCCCUGAGACAGAGGAGAAGGUGCGGAGGCUGAAGCGGAAGAAUGCCGAGCUGGCGGUCAUUGCCAAGCGUCUGGAGGAGAGGGCCCGGAAGCUGCAGGAGACUAACCUGAAGGUGGUGAGUGCCCCUGUGCCCCGUCCUGGGGCCAGCUUGGAGUUGUGCCGGAAGGCCUUGGCCCAUCAGCGAGCCCGGGACCUCAGUGAGACAGCCAGCGCCCUGCUGGCUAAGGACAAGCAGAUUGCUGCCUUGCAGCGGGAGUGCAGGGAGCUGCAGGCCAGGCUCACCCUGGUUGGCAAGGAGGGCCCCCAGUGGCUCCACGUGAGGGACUUCGACCGGCUGCUCCGCGAGUCCCAGCGGGAGGUGCUGCGGCUGCAGAGGCAGAUCGCCCUGCGCAACCAGCAGGAGCCACCCCCGCCGCCCCGGCCCCCGGGCCCCGCUGCCCCGGCCAGAGCAGGGGCGCCCGCCCCCGGGGCCCCGGGAGAGGCCAGGCCCCAAGAGGAUGUGGAAACCCCACCCACGGGCCUAGGGGAGCCAGAGAAACAGCAGAGGGUGCAGCAGCUGGAGUCAGAGCUCAGCAAGAAGCGAAAGAAAUGCGAGAGCCUGGAGCAGGAAGCCCGGAAAAAGCAGAGGCGAUGUGAGGAGCUGGAACUGCAGCUGAGAGAAGCCCAGAAUGAGAAUGCCCGCCUCGUGGAGGAGAAUUCUCGGCUCAGUGGGAGAGCCACGGAAAAAGAGCAGGUGGAGUGGGAGAAUGCAGAGCUGAGGGGCCAGCUCCUGGGGGUGACACAGGAGAGGGACUCGGCCCUUCGCAAGAGCCAGGGCCUGCAGAGCAAGCUGGAGAGCCUGGAGCAGGUGCUGAAGCACAUGCGGGAGGUGGCCCAGCGGAGGCAGCAGCUCGAGGUGGAGCAUGAGCAGGCUCGGAUCAGCCUGCAGGAGAAGCAGGAGGAGGUCCGGAGGCUGCAGCAGGCCCAGGCAGAAGCCAAGAGGGAACAUGAAGGGGCUGUGCAGCUGCUGGAGUCGACCCUGGAUUCCAUGCAGGUCCGGGUUCGAGAGCUGGAAGAGCAGUGCCGCAGCCAAACAGAGCGCUUCAGCCUCCUGGCACAGGAGCUCCAGGCCUUCCGCCUGCACCCUGGCCCCUUGGAUCUACUCACCUCUGCCUUGGGCUACAGUACCCUUGGGGACCACCCACCACCCCCCUGCUGCUGCUCUACCCCCCACCCCUGCCGUGGGUCUGGCCCCAAAGACCUUGACCUCCCUCCGGGCUCUCCUGGGCGCUGCACCCCAAAGUCUUCUGAGCCUGUCCCUGCAACCGUUGUCGGGGUCCCUCGAAGGACGGCCAAGAAGGCAGAGUCCCUCUCCAACUCCUCUCGCUCUGAAUCCGUCCACAACAGCCCCAAGUCAUGCCCCACACCCGAGGUGGACACAGCCAGUGAGGUGGAGGAGCUGGAGGCAGACAGUGUCUCCCUGCUCCCAGCAGCACCGGAGGGCAGCCGCGGAGGAGCCAGGAUCCAGGUGUUCCUAGCACGCUAUAGCUACAACCCCUUCGAGGGCCCCAAUGAGAACCCAGAGGCAGAGCUUCCGCUUACUGCUGGCGAGUACAUCUACAUCUAUGGCAACAUGGACGAGGAUGGCUUUUUUGAAGGGGAGCUCAUGGAUGGCCGAAGGGGCCUGGUCCCUUCCAAUUUUGUAGAGCGUGUGUCCGACGAUGACCUCCUGACCUCCCUCCCUCCGGAGCUGGCCGAUUUGUCCCACAGCUCAGGCCCCGAACUCAGUUUCCUGAGUGCAGGCGGGGGUGGCAGCAGUAGCGGGGGCCAGAGCAGCGGGGGACGCAGCCAGCCCAGACCUGAGGACGAGGCUGCGGGGGAUGAGCUCAGUCUGAGCCCCCAGCCUGAGGGCCUGGGCGGGCCCCCUGCUGUGCCUUAUCCACGGGGUCUGGUGGUCCUCAGGCAGCUGGCCCACAGUGUGGUGCUGGCCUGGGAGCCGCCUCCUGAGCGAGUGGAGUUACGCGGCUACCAUAUCUGCGUGAACGGGGAGCUGCGUCAGGCCCUGGGGCCGGGGGUGCCCCCCAAGGCUGUGCUCGAGAACCUGGACCUGCGGGCCGGGCCCCUCCGUGUUUCUGUGCAGGCCCUGACCAGCCAGGGCAGCUCCGACCCUCUUCGCUGUUGCUUGGUGGUGGGUACCCGGGCCGGGGUGGUACCUAGCCAGCUGCGGGUCCAUCGACUGACAGCCACGUCUGCUGAGAUCACCUGGGUGCCCGGCAAUAGCAACUUGGCCCAUGCCGUCUACCUCAAUGGGGAAGAGUGCCCCCCUGCCCGCCCCAGCACCUACUGGGCCACCUUCUGUCACCUGCGGCCUGGCACUCUCUAUCAGGCCCGAGUGGAGGCUCAGCUCCCACCUCGAGAGUCCUGGGAACCAGGCUGGGAAAAGCCGGAGCAGCGGGCUGCCACCCUGCAGUUCACCACACUCCCAGCAGGCCCACCUGAUGCCCCCCUGGAUGUGCAGAUUGAGCCGGGACCCUCCCCUGGAAUCUUGAUCAUCAGCUGGCUCCCAGUAACAAUUGAUGCUGCUGGCACUUCCAAUGGCGUCCGGGUCACGGGCUAUGCCAUCUAUGCUGAUGGGCAAAAGAUCAUGGAGGUGGCGUCACCCACAGCAGGCAGCGUGCUGGUGGAGCUGUCCCAGCUGCAGCUGAUGCAAGUGUGCCAUGAGGUGGCUGUGCGCACCAUGUCACCCCACGGCGAGUCAGCUGACUCCAUUCCAGCUCCUGUCCCCCCAGCCCUAGUGGCGGCCUGCCUACCAGCCACGGUCUCUUGCCCCUCACCGCGGCCAGGCUCGGAAGCCAGACCACCCCUUGCUCCAGCCUCCCCGGGGCCUGGAGACCCCAGCUCUCCCCUCCGGCGCCCUGACCCCCACGGAACUCGAGAGCCCCCCGGGGCCCCCCCAGCAAGCCCUCCCAGAGAGGCAGCAAAAGGAUCCCCCGAGGAGCCCCCAGCACCUUGCUCCCAGGAGGAGGCUGGGGCAGCUGUGCUGGGCACCUCAGAGGACGGGAGGGCCAGCGAGCCAGCUGUGGGAGAGAGAGCUCCUGACCCUGCAGCUUCACCACUGGCCCAGGAAGAGGCCCUUCUGGCACCCUGCUCCACCCAAGGAGCUCUCGCCCAGCGGGUGCCCUGUGCUGAGGCCUGCCGAGGAGGAGAGGCAGGGUCUGGGCUGAGGCCCAGGGCUGAGAGGGAGGACACGGCAGAGCUCGGGGUCCGUCUGGUGAACUCCCUUGUGGACCAUGGCCGCAAUUCAGAUCUCUCAGACAUCCAAGAGGAGGAGGAGGACGAGGAGGAGGAGGAAGAGGACCUGAGUUCCAGGACUUGCUCUUUCCAGAAGCAGGUUGUUGGCAACAGCAUCGGGGAGAAUGGGGCCAAGCCCCAGCCUGACCCCUUCUGUGAGACCGACAGCGACGAGGAGAUCUUGGAGCAGAUCCUGGAGCUGCCCCUCCAGCAGUUCUGCAGCAAGAAGCUUUUUAGCAUCCCUGAAGAGGAAGAAGAGGAGGACGAGGAAGAUGAGGGGGAGGAUGAGGAAGACGAGGAGAGGCCAGGGGCAGGCUGUUCUUCUCGAGACCCCGGCCCACCCGAGUCUGCAUUGCUGGGGCUGGGCUGUGACAGUGGUCAGCCUCGAGGACCUGGCCUGUGUCCCUUGUCUCCAGAGCCCUGCAGGGGUGGGGACCGCCUGGAAGACAUACCCGGACUAGUUGGUGGAAGCAUCCGGAGGAAAGGAAGUGGCUCCCCUGAGAAGCCCCCAAACCGCAGGCGGUCCCCAGAUCCCCGUGAACACUGCAGCCGACUUCUCAGCAACGGCGGGCCCCAGGCCUCCGGACGACCGGGCCCCACACGGGAGAGGGGCAGCCCCGCUGUGGGCGAGGGGACCAAGGGUGGGCCAGAGGCUGGUGGGAGAGGGCGGCCGGCCCCUUCCCGGAGAUGCUCCCGUGGCCGGGCUCCAGAAUCUAGCCUGGCCGGCUGCUUCUCCCCCAAGUGCUUGGAAAUCAGCAUCGAAUAUGAUUCUGAGGACGAGCAGGAGGCGGGCAGCGGUGGCAUCAGCAUCACCAGCUCCUGCUACCCUGGAGAUGGGGAGGCCUGGGGCACGGCCCCCAUAGGAAGGUCCAGGGGGCCUCUGAAGGCCAAUUCGGGCCCCACCCCCUACCCACGCCUUUCGGCCUGGGAGAAGGGGGAGCCAGAGCGGAGAGGCCGCGGUGCGACUGGCAGAGCCAAGGAGCCACCCUCCCGGGCAACAGAGACUGGGGAGCCCAGAGGGCAGGACAGCUCUGGGCGGAGGGGCCCCCUGCGGAGAGGGGCCCAGGCCCCCAGGACGGGCGGUACCGAGUUGGCCUCUCUGAGGAGCCCCCCGGCAGAAGCGCCGGUUUACCAGGACCUACCUGUCAGGGCCUUUGUGGCUCUGUUUGACUAUGACCCGGUGUCAAUGUCACCCAACCCUGACGCUGGGGAAGAGGAGCUCCCCUUCCGGGAGGGCCAGAUCCUGAAGGUGUUUGGGGACAAGGAUGCCGAUGGCUUCUACCGCGGUGAAGGUGGGGGUCGGACAGGCUACAUCCCCUGCAACAUGGUGGCUGAGGUGGCUGUGGACAGUCCCACAGAGAGACAGCAGCUGCUCCAGCGGGGUUAUUUGUCCCCAGAUAUUCUCACUGAAGGCUCAGCCCGCACAGCUGGGCCUCCCCCCAAGCCCCGCCGCUCCAAGAAAGCUGAGGCAGAAGGCUCUGCCCAACCCUGUGCAGGCCGCCCCCAGCAGGUCUCCUCUGCCAGCUUGAAAUCCUCCCGUUCCAUGGUGGCUGCAUUUGACUACAACCCUCGGGAGAACUCCCCCAACAUGGAUGUGGAGGCAGAGCUGCCCUUCCGGGCAGGCGACAUCAUUACUGUGUUCGGUGACAUGGACGAUGAUGGUUUCUACUAUGGGGAGCUCAAUGGACAGAGGGGCUUGGUUCCAUCCAACUUCCUGGAGGGCCCUGGACCUGAGGCGGGCAGCUCAGACAGGGAGCCCGGGACAUCCCAGGCCGAGAGUCAGAGAAUGAGGAGGAGACGAGUCCAGUGCUAG
Molecule: messenger RNA, 5409 nt
Organism: Puma concolor (puma)
Lineage: Eukaryota; Metazoa; Chordata; Mammalia; Carnivora; Felidae
Source: RefSeq, a predicted model, not a curated record